Gossypium raimondii (Peruvian cotton) is the source of this 2241-nucleotide messenger RNA. RefSeq lists its product as uncharacterized. The transcript has 3 exons. Gene Ontology annotation, molecular function: protein binding. The record is from RefSeq and is a predicted model, not a curated record. The coding region runs from base 306 to 1964 and encodes 552 amino acids. NCBI's taxonomy places the organism in Eukaryota, Viridiplantae, Streptophyta, Magnoliopsida, Malvales, Malvaceae.
GGGAAGGAGCCAAAGAGGUCAUUGUAUAAAUAAGCAAAACCCUUCAAGUGCUUUUUCUUCUUUGAUAACCUUCGAUUUCAAGCUUCGCCGGAGCUUUCAAUCGGCGGCAGAAAAGAAAGGAAAAACGAGCAAUUAUUUAUAUUUUAUUUUUUCACUUUCUUUGAAGUCCGAACCAAAAAGAGAUCUGAAGUUAUCAGUGAAGGGUAAAGCUUACGGUGUGGAGGUUCCAAUUUUGCAGAGCAAGCUUUUUUGAAUUUGCUUAAGGUUAGAAAGCUAUAACUUUAUACCGCCAAAAGCUUUUACAAAUGGUAGUGAAAGUUGCGGCAACGUCGGCGCGUUUACAAUGGUCGCAGGCGAAUCUUCCUCAGCCUCCUUCUUCUUCCCAAGCUUUAGCUUCAGCAAUCUCUUCACCUUCCCUUCCGCGGCGUUGCCGCAGCGACGGCGCUCUCGUUCUCAAGUCCGUACAAAGACUGAACCGGUCGGCUCUGUUCGGUUCAAGCUCCACCAAUAUCCAAGGGUCCCGAUCUUGCGAUUUGCUCAAACCGAGAUCCGGAACUUCACGACGAGCUUGCAGCGCAAGCUUAGAUGCCUUUUCUGAUGAAGAAUUUUCCAAGAAAAUCCAAGAAUUGGCUCUCAGAUUCCAGUUAUCAGACAAUGACGGCACAACCACCAACAGCAAAACUAACGGAGACGAUUUAGUUUCCGAACGGGAAACGGAAACUGGAACCGUUCCCGAUUUCGAAACGGAAUCUUUUGAAUUUAGUGAACAGUUAUCAACUAUAGAACGUAAAGCCAACAGCGUUGAUCUUCCGGUUUCGCUGCGAAUGAUUAAGAGGAAAUUACAAUGGCAAGAAGGGUUUCGAGAGGCAGGGGAGUCGGCGUAUUGUUCGAUGAAGAAGGCGUUUUCCUCGAUGGUGUUUAUAAUCCGGGAGCUCCAUAGCUAUACUCUGCAAAUGCGAGAGCUUUUGUUUUAUGAAGAUUUACAAGGGAUUCUCGUUAGAGUUCAAAAAGAGAUGCACGCUUCAUUCGUUUGGUUGUUCCAACAGGUCUUUUCUCAUACACCCACUUUGAUGGUCUACGUGAUGAUCCUAUUAGCAAAUUAUUCGGUUCAUUCAAUGGGAAGCAACGCCGCUCUGGCAGCAACCGCCGCUGCGAAUCCGACGCCGGGGUCUUAUGUUGGUAUGGUUGACGUUCAAGAUCAGAAGGAUUCCAAGUUCGAUUCUUCGUCGAUAAAGUCAUUUUCAGUGUCGUCAUCGAGCGGGAAAACCGCUUCCAUCGGGGGGAACAACGGCGGCGGUGGAAAAGUCCGGUCUGUAGCCAACGGAACAGACGGGGACGGUUGGUUUAACAAAGCAGACCAGUUCAGAACCAUCUUUCCCGAUGGUGCUUCCCAGUUAUCAUCCCCCGGAACAACCGCAGAAACACAAAGCGAAUCAACCAGAGAAGAAGAGCUCACUCUUUGGAACUCAAUCGUCGAUGAAGCUUCGAAAAUGCUCGCUUCAUACAGAGACGAGACGCUCGACCAUGAAACAAUUCAGAGAUUCGUUUCUCCGGUGACGGCAAACAUCGAACCCGACGGUGAUUAUGAAGAUUAUAUAAGAACUGAGCUUCUUUAUCAAACGGGGUUAUCUCAAGACCCCACUAACUCCCUCCUCCUCGCCAAUUACGCUCAGUUUCUCUACCUUGUUGCACAUGAUUAUGAGAGCGUUGAAAAAAAAAACAGAGCGGAAGAGUACUUCAAGAAAGCGGUAACAGUGGAGGCGGUGGAUGCGGAAGCGUACAGUAAAUACGCAAGCUUUUUGUGGAAAGCGAGGAACGAUUUGUGGGCAGCUGAGGAAACCUUCUUGGAAGCCAUUGAAGCAGAUCCGAGCAACUCUUAUUACGCCGCGAAUUAUGCUCAUUUUCUAUGGAACACUGGUGGGGAAGAUACCUGUUUCCCUCUUGACACUACCCAAGACGCUUAAACCCAAAAAAAAAAAAAAAGGAAAUAAAAAAUAUUUUAGAAAUAUAACCCUGUGGAGUGUGGAGUAAAUCCUAUGGCCACCUUUUCUCUUCUUCAUUUGUUUGUUUUUUAUUCUACCUUUUCUUCUUCCCCAUUUUUGUUUACAAAUCAAGGAAAAAAAAAUAAAGCUAGUCAUGAAAAGAUAUUAAAAUGCUCAUGCAUUUCACGGUCUAAUUGCUUUCUUUUCUUAACCUGUUCAUAUUAUAAUAUCUUAAUAACAUUUGUAUCUUUUCAUGUAA